Messenger RNA from Myotis lucifugus (little brown bat), 1333 nucleotides. It is a transcript of the gene GADD45B, whose product is annotated as growth arrest and DNA damage inducible beta. Lineage: Eukaryota; Metazoa; Chordata; Mammalia; Chiroptera; Vespertilionidae. The record is from RefSeq and is a predicted model, not a curated record. The transcript has 4 exons. Gene Ontology annotation, cellular component: nucleus; cytoplasm. Gene Ontology annotation, biological process: regulation of cell cycle. The coding region runs from base 239 to 721 and encodes 160 amino acids.
GCCGGGCGCGGCGGGAGCAGAUCGCUGACGCGGAGGACCCGAGACAUCGUUUCGCCAAACCCUGGAUUAUUCCUGCUGAGACUUCGCAGUUUUCCCCCCGUCUUUUGUGGGGCAGAUUUCGCUGUCUUCCGAACACUCGGGCUCCGUAGGAAGGUUUUGGGCUCUCCGGCCUCGGAGUUUGCAUUUCCUCCCUCGGGACUGGCGUGGGCUAUUUUUCACUGUGGAUUAUAACUGCAACAUGACUCUGGAAGAGCUGGUGGCGUGCGACAACGCGGCGCAGAAGAUGCAGACGGUGAGCGCCGCGGUGGAGGAGCUGCUGGUCGCCGCGCAGCGCCAGGAUCGCCUUACCGUGGGGGUGUACGAGUCGGCCAAGCUGAUGAAUGUGGACCCUGACUGCGUGGUCCUGUGCCUGUUGGCCAUUGACGAGGAGGAGGAGGAUGACAUUGCGCUGCAGAUCCACUUCACACUCAUUCAGUCCUUCUGCUGUGACAACGACAUCAACAUUGUCCGGGUGUCCGGCAUGCAACGCCUGGCGCAGCUGCUGGGCGAGCCAGCGGAGACCCAGGACACCGCGGAGGCCCGGGACCUGCACUGCCUCCUGGUCACGAACCCUCACACAGAUGCCUGGAAGAGCCACAGCCUGGUGGAGGUAGCCAGUUAUUGCGAAGAGAGCCGGGGGAACAACCAGUGGGUCCCCUACAUUUCCCUCCAGGAGCGCUGAGACUCCGCCCAGCAUCAGAACCUGUCAAGUUGCUGCCAAAAAAACAAAAUAAAUAUUAGACCCCUCCUCCGCCCAGAACAACCCCCCAAAACAAACUAACCUGUGAGACCAUCGGGGGCAGAAUCAUUGGAGACUGGAGACAAGGAGAGGGGCGUGCGCAGCCACCCCCAGGGCCGGGAGCCUGGAACAGCGCCAGUGGCGGCCACUGCAAGCGGAGAAGAGGGGAACUCAGGCCGGCAGGAGAGGGGACGCUGCAGCUCAGGCCUCUGACGGAGCAGAAGCUGCAGCGGGGGAGGACAUGGACUCCACACUGGAGGGUGGGGUGAGACUGAUGGCGCCCCCCGCCCUUCUAGAGGCUGGAGCUGACAUCUGCACACGCAAACGGGCCUUGGUGGACGAGGGUCUGCAGCCCUGGCCAGAACUAAACUCUGGGACUUGGGAACGGGCUGAUGUUGCUCUGUACCCAUGAACUCCCAGUUUGCAAACCGAACAGACAAUCUAUUUUGUUACUUGCACUGUGACUUGAACCACUGAGAGAGACCGGAAGCUUACAGAUACAUACAUCUAUUUUACUUCUAUGAGGAUGGCCUUGUAAUAAAUGUCUAAAGCUUC